AGGCUCUUUAAAGCUGCUGUGUGUCUGCAUGCAGUCUAUCGGACCUAUCUCACCUGAAAACCCCUCUGAAUACCGAAAAACGGGAUAAAACACAGCGGUUAUGGAGGCUAGAGGUGUUCUAGUUCUGUGUUUCGUCUGCCAGUGCGCGUUUAUCGGCGCGCGUGGCGACAAAAAGGACAUUUACGCGAGAGUUGUGGAUUUGGUGGCUCCAGGUGAAGAGUUCCUCACAGAAGAUGCGCUUCUCUCGGUGUUUGAACGGCUGGAGAACCGUGUGCAGUGCUCCGGUGUGUCGUGUGGAAAGUGUCUUUCAGUGGAUCAUCUCUCGCAGCUGUUGAGUAACUACAGCAGCUCUCAGGGGCUUCAGAUGGAGGAUUUCUUCACCGUGGCUCCUGCAUGCUGCUUGUUCCUCAGCGCUCCGCUGGAGACCUGCGGGGCCAUACAGGAGGGCCGCUGGGGCGAAGAGACCCAUCACUUCAUCGAAACGAUCUAUGGCCACGACCACGACCACAAUAGCACCACCGAUCAUCCUCCUCAUGGAGACAUCAGUGAAUUUGAGGGUUUGGAGAAGAUGUUUCUCGAGAUGGAGAAAUACUAUCAGCCUGACACACAUGAGCCCUGUCUCACUCUGAAGGACAUCCUGGAAGAGAGCAGCUAUCAGCACGGUGAUCACACGCACACAGAGCUGGAUGCCGUGAUGGGAAACGUCCUCUAUCACGCUCUGCGUGGAGACUGCAUGAAAGCACACCACCUUCCUGAGCAGCAGUACUUCCUGGAUUACAUCUUCAGCCAUUACGGCUCUGAUAAUCUCACGCUUCAUGAUUUUGAGGGGCUUCUAAAGGCUUUAAACCUGGGUGGAGAGGAACAUGUACAUGAUGACCAUGAUGCUGACGAGCACAGCACAGAGACCCACAGGCAGAGGCAUCUGGAUGCCCAUCAGACCAACAACAGCUGGGACACGGCCUGUUUCAGCGCUGGAGACCUGUUGAGGAUUCACCGGCUGAACUCUUCAUCACUGAGCAGAGAUCAGUUCACACAGAUCAGCCCUGCUCUGAUUCAGCAGAUCCUCAGCGGAGGCUGUUCUGAGAUCAGUCCCGCACCCGUCAGCCCGGAUUCACUCAGCACUGCCGAGAGAUAUGGAUACGCCACGCUGGCCAACCUCAUCAUCUGUCUGAUGGCCAUGUUUGGGAUCGUGGUGCUGCUGUUCUCCGCGUGCACACAAGUGUUCGAGCUCUGCAUCCAGUUCUGCAUCAGUCUGGCUGUGGGAUCUCUGACGGGCGACGCUCUGCUGCAUCUGCUGCCCGCGGUGAAUGCCGAAAAAAAUGAGAAGUCCUUCCUGGAACCUGUUGGCCCCAAAAGAGAGCAGCGUAUACUUCCCUACAUGAUCACCAUUGGAGACGGCAUCCAUAACUUUGCGGACGGUCUGGCGAUCGGUGCAGCGUUCUCCAUCUCGUGGCGGUCCGGUCUGGCCACGUCUCUGGCUGUGCUCUGCCAUGAGCUGCCACAUGAGUUAGGGUACCCAAACUUGGCCGUGGAGGACCGGUGUCCUAAAGAAUUUAGCUCCACCUUGCCUCAAAACACCUGCCAGGAAGAUUCUAGUAUAAGAGCUUGA
This is a messenger RNA of Sinocyclocheilus grahami, 1609 nucleotides long. Its product is annotated as zinc transporter ZIP4-like. Bases 101 to 1609 code for a protein of 502 amino acids. The record is from RefSeq and is a predicted model, not a curated record. The transcript is spliced from 9 exons. Gene Ontology annotation, molecular function: monoatomic cation:bicarbonate symporter activity; zinc ion transmembrane transporter activity. Gene Ontology annotation, biological process: intracellular monoatomic cation homeostasis; zinc ion import across plasma membrane. Lineage: Eukaryota; Metazoa; Chordata; Actinopteri; Cypriniformes; Cyprinidae. Gene Ontology annotation, cellular component: plasma membrane.